Molecule: messenger RNA, 3147 nt
Organism: Astrephomene gubernaculifera
Lineage: Eukaryota; Viridiplantae; Chlorophyta; Chlorophyceae; Chlamydomonadales; Astrephomenaceae
Source: the annotation of a GenBank genome assembly
CAGUAGGAAUCGCACAGAUCACAAAGUUGCAUAGGCUGACUUGUCGCUUACUAGUGCCCAAUGGAGGACGUCCUUAAGCUCCUUGCGGCAGGUGUCAACCCUGCCGAUGUCACUCCCUUUACAUUUCCAGCUGGGCUUCUUGGUGGUGGACCAGGACCUGCUUUGGGCGCGGCCAACCUUGACCUGGCUUUGGCCCUGCAAGCCGGAAGCUUUCCUUCUUUCCUCAUGGGCUCGCUUGGCUCGGGAGGCGGCCCACCACUUCCGCUACCACAAGCGCUAGCCCUCCCGUCAUUAGAGCUCCCUAAGCUUUUGAGCCUGGACGUGGGCGGGGAUGCCGGAGCAGGACCCAUGGCGAGAGCAGCAGCCGCUGCUGCUGCCUCAUACGAGAACGGAGAGGCGUCCGAUGGCUCGGGUGACAAUCCACCGCUACCUCCACACAGGAGCAGAGCGCAAGGUCGCCAGUUGCAACAGCUUCAACAGCAAUUGCCACAGUUUGAGCCACCACCAUCACGCCAGGCUGCUUCCAGCAAGCGCGACUUGGAUCAGCCCUCACCCUUGUCCAAGAGCAAGCGGCAAGCUCUAUCAGCAGCGGAGGCCAUGGUGGACUUAAAGGCGGAUGCCUUGCAAUCGGCAGCUGCCGCGGCAGCGAUAGCAGCAGCCGCUGCGGAGGCCGAACGCGCGGAAGCACGAGCGGAAGCCUGGCGGAACGAAGCACGGCGGGCAGACAACAACAAGCAACAACAGCAGCAACACGCGGACGGCUCAAACUCGGACGGGUCGGACACGACCUCAGAAUCCGCGGGCGCCGCUCCCCCCCGUUCCGCCCCCGGCCGCGCCCGCCGCCCCUCCGGCAACAAGGACCCCGUGGCUCGGGCGCAGAUGCGACAGCUCAAGAAGCGAGACCUGAACCGCGAAGCGCAGCGGCGGUUCCGCGACCGGCAGAAGGCGGCCCUGGCCCUGCUGGAGAGCACCACUCAGAGCCAGCAGCGGGAGAUCGAGGCGCUGCGGCUGACCAACAAGCUGCUGGAGGAGCAAUAUCGGGUUCUGAUGGAGCAGUACAAGGCGCUGCAGCUGCGCUUCGUUACCAUGCAGAUGAAGUCGCAAUCCAAGGUUUAGGUGUGUUAGGUUCUCAUGUGUCUUUGACACACCCCUUGGGUUGGAGACCAGCAAAUGGGAGCGAAGCGAUGGGGGAGGCAGGGGGGUUGGAAGGGAGGGCGUUCGUGCAGCCCCAACCAGUCCCCCAUUGCUGGGCCGGUCCCAAUGAUACGCAUUGCCCCCCUUGUACCGGAAUGGAGGUGGUCGCAUGAACGCAUGCUUACUCCGCUGGACUUCCUGGCUGGCACCCGAGCUGCUGCCGUCGCUGCUGCUGCCGCCGGUUGCUGCGGGGCUUUCCUCUUGACGGUGCCCGAGUGCAUGGUUGUCGUGCAGCUUGCUGGCUGGAGUCGUGCCGUAAAGGGUGACGAGGUGCUGGAGUGACGAGGUGGCUGUGGCUGGUGGUUGCAGCGGGGAGGGAGGGGCAGGGGCACCACACCAGCAGCGGCUGCGAUGCAUUACGAAAGAGGGGCGAGUAGCUGGUGUUGUGGUUGAGGAGGCGGGGAGAACUUCAGGAGGGAGGGGGCUAAGGGCUAACAGAAGCAAGCAGCCAAGCAUGCCACGUAUGAAGGAACUGAACUUUCAUCACUAUAGUCCGCGUUUAGAAAUCCGUUGUUGUCGUAGCGAACCUGUUUGUGCAUGGGCAGCAUGGCUGCAGCCUCCAGCGGAGGUGCACCCUGGUUGUUCUUAACCUCUGACGGGGCGCCCCCUGGGUAGGCGCCUCCCGAAUAAUGAGAUGUCGGAUGUGGUGUGAUGGCAUGUCAUGGAGUGGGUGGUGGAAGGAAGACGGGUUUUCUUGCGGUUUGUUGCGUCUCUAUAUGACACGAAGGGCUUUCCCCCGCGCAUGGCUUUGAGCUGUAGGUGAGGUGUUGCGGUAGGUAUGGGCCACAUGGAGGAGAGGGCGGCGCCUUGGCUACCGGUACUGCUGUUGUUUGCCUUGGCGGAGGGAGGAGCGCCGCGGAGGUUGGGGAUGGUGGUGGGGGUGAGGACGACGGGAGGGGAGGGGAAAUGUCGCGGCGCUGCAGAUGUGUCGGCAAAAGGUGUUCCUCCCCUUUCCCCCCGGGAGCAUGGGAUAGGUGAUAGGUACCACUGUUUGUUGCUAGGAGUAGAUUGGGUGAUGGCGGCAGAAGGAGUGAAGAAGUUGUUGAUGCGGUAUGAUGUUUCUCCUUGUGUAACUUCUGCACUGCAGCGCUCGACACGCUAGCGGUUGUAGGAGAGGGUAUAGCAGCUGGUUUCCCCUGAUGUACGGGCGUAAGGUCGGACGCGAUGAGACCUACCGUAUAUUAUGAAGUGCUUUUUGCUGGCCCUGCCUCAGUUUGUCUUCCCGUGUCUUUUGUUCUUUUUGUGAGUGAUGGGCGAGUUCGCCACAUAUUUUGACAAAGUUUCGGACGCAAAUGAGACCCAUGGGUCAGAGGCCAGGAGCCGCAAGAGUUUGGGCACAGUUGAAGGUGUGGGGGUGAGAUGUUGGGGGCGAUGGUACCGGUACAGCAAGGUUGCGGGAUAAGGAGGUUAGGAUUGGAGCUUCUGUUGAUCGGAUGCGACAGAACCAACGGUCAUUAACGGCUGUCCCUCCUCUGGCUUAUUACAACAACAUUUACAAGAUGAUGCGCGAUAUGUUUCUAACGUAUGUGUGCUGCGGACAGCUUUCCUGUAGAGUCACGGUUGCAAGCGGAACGGAAGAAGAAAGAAAGUAAUCGGUUUGCAAAUGCAGCUGGUUUAUGUGCAGUGUUAGGUGCCGUUUGUUUUGGCUGUCAGGGAGGCUCAAGAAGAGCAUGUACGUAGGAGGGUACGUUGGGAGUUGUCAACGCGGCGCAUUUUGGAAUCAGGGUGGCUCGCGUUACCCCUGUGCAGGCGUUGUUAAAGCUUUUUUGUGAGCAUGUGACACGUAAAAGCAACAGCGGUAGCAACGGCACCGCUAUUUUGCAUGCAUGUCGAAUACCGAAGAUGCAUAUUUGCGCAACAGGCAUUCCUGCGGACCUUCGGACCCGCGGGUCGUCCGGCCAGUGCACGUGCCGGGGUGUUUCUAUCACCCGUUUUUCUUUACCAACUGUAAAC